AUGAGUCAUGAAAUGGAAUAUGUGUAUAAUACACGAUUACGUUCUAGAAACAUCAGUGCAGAUUUUUAUGAUCACUUAACAUCAGCAUUGGUAAAUGACAUUCAAAAUGAAAAUAAUGAUGUUGUGCGUGAAGAAGUGGAUCCAUUCGAAAGCGAUGACGAUGAUAGAGUUGUCGAUUAUGUGCCAUUUGAAGAUGCAUCGGAUAUUGAAAAUGAAAUCGAAAUCGAGCCGAAUGAAAUUCACGAUGACGAUGAUAGAGAUGUCGAUUAUGUGCCAUUUGAAGAUGCAUCGGAUAUUGAAAAUGAAAUUGAAAUCGAGCCGAAUGAAAUAUUAGAUAGCGACGAAGAGGAAGUAAUCGUUGGUGUAGAAGAAGAAGGGCGUGAAACUCCAGCUGCCACUGAAACUUCUUACUACGGUAAAGAUGGGACAGAAUGGAAAAAAGAGCCUAAUGAAGCAAUUCGUACUCGUGCACACAAUAUUAUGCGCUUUAGGCCUGUACCGAAGCAACAAAACUCUGUUCCCAUUGAGGUAUUCAAAGAGUUUUUUACUACCAAUAUUUCAUUCAUUAUCGUCAGUCAAACCAAUCGUUAUGGAAGAGACCAAUUUGCAAAAUGGAAUGCAGAAAAUCUAACCUCAAAACCUAAAGUUUGGGUGGAUUUCACUAGCACCGAACUUGAUGCAUUUAUUGGCAUUCUUAUUGCUUCUGGUGUAACGCACAAUAAUAUGCAGCUUACACCACUUUUGUGGCAAACUGAUGCUCUUCCCAUCUUUCGAGCGGCGAUGCCACUCAAACGAUUCAAGUUAUUGACGCGAUAUAUCCGUUUCGAUGAUGGCCCACCACGUUCAUUCCGACUACAAUCUGAUAAGGCUGCCGCAAUUCGCGAUAUAUGGAAUUUUUUAAAUGAAAACCUCGCCAGAAACUAUGAGCCGCAUGAAAAUGUAACGAUUGAUAAGCAAUUGUUUCCGUAUCGUGGCAAGACAAAGUUUACGCAAUUCAUACCAUCAAAACCAGCCAAAUACGGUGUGAAAAUCUGGUGGGCAUGUGACUCACAAACAAAACAGCCAUUGCAAGGUAUACGUAUUGUACACGGGAAAAAAGGAUGGCGGAGAGAGUGA
Bactrocera neohumeralis is the source of this 1116-nucleotide messenger RNA. RefSeq names its product piggyBac transposable element-derived protein 4-like. The record is from RefSeq and is a predicted model, not a curated record. Lineage: Eukaryota; Metazoa; Arthropoda; Insecta; Diptera; Tephritidae. Bases 1 to 1116 code for a protein of 371 amino acids. The transcript has 2 exons.